GGCGCAAACUAGUGUAGCCCUAAAAACAGAGAGAGCUACAGAGGUUUAAGCAAAGCAAAAAUGGGGAAAAAACGAGAACGCCUCACAAAUCCAGAACCCUUCCUGGAAGAUGAUACCAAAUCCAAAGCCUCCUCCAAGAAACGCUCAAAAGCUCCUAAAUCUCACCAACAGCAACAACAGGUUAUAUCGUCUAGCAUUAGCUCGAAGAUAUUGAAGGAGGCGUUACUUCAGCAGAAGGAAGUAGAUGAGGAGGAGACUCGAGAGAGAAAUCCUAAUGCUAUAGUUUUCACGGAGGAUGUUGCAACUAGAGCUGUAGAAGAGGAGGAUGACGAUGACGUUGAUAAUUUUACUGGGUUUCAGGAGACCCAAAGCCAAUGUGGUGAUUUGGAGGAUGAGGUUGACAAGAUGCUAUUGGAGGAUGAAAAGCUAUUGGAGGCUUUUUAUUCUACACAAAAUCGCCCCGAACGCACAUUGGGCCAAAUCCUUAUCGAAAAGAGCAAGGAACAAAAUGCACAAGUUUCUUCAGUGCAACCAAUGCCCAAAUUGGAUGACUCGAUCAUUGAGUUAUACAAAGGUGUUGGCAAGCAUCUUAGCAAAUACACUUCAGGCAAGAUGCCAAAAGCGUUCAAACAUAUUCCUUCAUUACAAUAUUGGGAAGAUGUUCUAUAUUUAACAGAACCUGAGAAAUGGUCACCAAAUGCAAUGUACCAAGCCACAAGAAUAUUUGCUUCAAAUUUGGGUGUCAAGAAGGCAGAACGCUUCUACAAGUUUGUCUUGCUCCCACGAGUUAGAGAUGAUAUUCGCAAGAAUAAGAGACUGCAUUUUGCUCUGUAUCAAUCCUUGAAGAAAUCUCUUUAUAAGCCUGCUGCCUUCAAUAAGGGAAUCUUGUUUCCUUUGUGUGAGUCAAGGACGUGCACCUUGAGGGAGGCUGUCAUCUUUGGGAGUGUUAUUGAGAAGGUCUCCAUUCCUCAUCUUCAUGCUAGUGUAGCGCUGCUGAAACUUGCAGAGAUGGAGUAUUGUGGCACAACAAGUUAUUUCAUCAAGUUACUAAUUGAGAAGAAAUAUGCUUUGCCCUAUCGUGUACUUGAUGCCAUGGUAGCACACUUCAUGAAUUUCUUUGAUGAAACAAGAGUCAUGCCUGUGAUCUGGCACCUGUCACUUCUUGUAUUUGUGCAGAGGUACAAAACUGAGUUGAGGAAGGAGGAUAAAGCUAACAUAAGAGCACUUGUUGAAAGGCAAAGACAUAGAUUGAUUACACCUGACAUAUUGAGGGAAAUCGAAAAGAGCAGAAGUCGUGGGGAAAAGGAGGACGAUGCAAUGUCAUUUGCAAGUCCUCUUUCUGUGAUCAAUAAGGCAAUUGAAGAAGAUAGGUUUGAUAUCCCCAACGUUCCUAUGGAGGAGGACUAGAUUUUUUCUCCGUGACCUCUAUGCGUGAUGCAGUAUGUGAUGGAUGAUGUACUAGCAGAUUUAGGUUUCAAUAUGUAAUAGAGAUUGAGCUGUGCCACAAGAUAGAUGAGCAUGCAUGUGUGGGCUGUUGGAGUUGAACUAGAGAUUUUGCAAUAUAUUCUUUCGUGAUAUUUAUAUUUUUUGGUUCUGUCUUCAUCGGCAUAUGCAGAACCCAAAAAUUGUAAUUGCCAUGUUUUUUCGAAGUUUGGUGUAUCACUGAUAUUUUGAUACUCCCCUAGAGAAUACAGGGGUUAAAUUUUACAGUUGAGUUUGGAUAGAUUUGUGUAGAGUUACUGGUAAUCUGUUCAUCAAAGAUUUAGAUAAACAAAAGAACAGAAUUCUGUAGUG
This is a messenger RNA of Solanum dulcamara, 1794 nucleotides long. Its product is annotated as bystin. NCBI's taxonomy places the organism in Eukaryota, Viridiplantae, Streptophyta, Magnoliopsida, Solanales, Solanaceae. The record is from RefSeq and is a predicted model, not a curated record. The coding region runs from base 61 to 1407 and encodes 448 amino acids. The transcript is spliced from 12 exons. Gene Ontology annotation, biological process: rRNA processing. Gene Ontology annotation, molecular function: snoRNA binding. Gene Ontology annotation, cellular component: nucleolus; preribosome, small subunit precursor; cytoplasm.